This is a messenger RNA of Microplitis mediator, 765 nucleotides long. RefSeq names its product speckle-type POZ protein-like. Gene Ontology annotation, molecular function: ubiquitin protein ligase binding. Gene Ontology annotation, biological process: regulation of proteolysis; proteasome-mediated ubiquitin-dependent protein catabolic process. Gene Ontology annotation, cellular component: cytoplasm. The record is from RefSeq and is a predicted model, not a curated record. NCBI's taxonomy places the organism in Eukaryota, Metazoa, Arthropoda, Insecta, Hymenoptera, Braconidae. The coding region runs from base 1 to 765 and encodes 254 amino acids. The transcript has 2 exons.
AUGGAAAGAGGUUAUAGUUUAGCAAAGAAACACAAAGUUUUAUAUGAAUGGAAAAUAAAUGCUAUCAAAAAAGCAAGAUUACAAAGAGAAAAAUUUCAGUUGAUUCCUCAUGAUGUUUUGACAGUAGGUGUUGAAGUUACUGUUUACGAUGAUUGUACUACAAUUACAACUAGUGUUUCAUUUAAGAAUAUAAAAAGUCAAAUGGCACAUCAGUGCGGAGAACUUUACAACUCUAAAAUAGGCAGCGACGUUGUUGUGGAGGUGGGAGAUAAAGAAUUCCCAGCUCACAAAAUUAUUCUGAUGGCACGAAGUCCUGUUUUAGCUGCGAUGUUUUCUCACGAAAUGAUUGAAAAGAAGGAUAAUAAGUUAACAAUAAUAGAUAUUAGUCCAAAAAUAUUCGAAAAAGUCUUGGAAUAUAUUUACACUGAUGAAGUGACUCAUCUUGAUGAUGACGCUCACUAUUUGUUAGAAGCCGCUGAUAAAUAUCAGCUGGAAACUUUGAAGCAAAUGUGUCAAAACUCGCUCAGCAAAUCUCUAACUGCAGAAAAUUCGUUCUAUGUGAUGACUCUGGCCGACCGCCACAAUGCCAAAGAGUUAUUGGAAUAUGUCAGUGAGUUCGUGGUUAUUAAUGCUGAAGAGAUAAUUGAGACCAAAACCUUCAAAGAGUUGGAGAAGUCAAAAUCAUCUUUGAAUUUGAUGUUGUUUAAAAAAUUCACUAUGUUGAAUUUGGCUAAAAAUGAAACUAAAAUUACUCAUUCGAGUUAA